CAACGCGCAAAACGUUAGCUAGGAUUAGUCAAUAGACGAUUGCACACCACAUGGUUUAAACUAUUUCUGGAUUUGUGAGGCGACAUCAGGAUCCAGGUCACCAUGGUUCGCGGGUCAACUCUUCUUCGUUCCCGGACGCCAUUACAGGGUAAAAUCCUGUGAAUCAGGACAAUUAAUUAGGCUAUAAGUACCCCAAGUACUGCUAGUGUCUUGGGUUUGUCCUGAGGAAGAUGACUGACCUUGCGGCGCCGAUGAAUAUGAAUAUGAAGAGGAAGGGUGUUGAGGUGGUGGCCAGCCAUGGAUUCUCCAUCUUCCUUGAUCCUAAGAGGAUCAAACUAGAGCUGCUGCCUCCAUAUGGUAUGGAUGGCAUGAUUCUGGACAUGAUGGAAGAUGACGAACCACCGGCACGUGCUCUAACUCCUACUGCUAGUGCACCAACCAUGGUCCAUGAGAAGGUGAACAUUGUAUCUGGGGGCAAAUCUUCAGAGCCACCAUUCAAGUUCAGUGAAGAACAGGACACUGCUGCAGCGACACCGAUGGACGUCGAGGCAGAAGCCCAACAACACCAGCCAUGCCGGAAUGCUCCUUUCUUUUCGGGUUUCUUCUGAUUUCCCGAGUGGCACUCUACUGAAUAUAGUGGUGUAAGCGUGUGGCCAGCAUAUAGAUUGAACAUAUCUGUUUCAUGCAGUGUAUUGCUAAUCUUUAGUACCACCUGGACUAGUAAAUGUUGUUAAUCUACCUUUUUGAA
Messenger RNA from Aegilops tauschii subsp. strangulata, 748 nucleotides. RefSeq lists its product as uncharacterized. Lineage: Eukaryota; Viridiplantae; Streptophyta; Magnoliopsida; Poales; Poaceae. The record is from RefSeq and is a predicted model, not a curated record.